Durusdinium trenchii is the source of this 2460-nucleotide messenger RNA. The record is from the annotation of a GenBank genome assembly. NCBI's taxonomy places the organism in Eukaryota, Dinophyceae, Suessiales, Symbiodiniaceae.
GGGACAAACAGCAUCAUCGCCGUGAGGCCAUGGUCCUCGUAGACGGGGCUUAGUGCGGGGCUUCUAUUCUUUUCACCCUGCAUCGUCUACAGGCCCUAUCAUGAUCAAUGAAUGAAUCCAUCACAAUUGCACAGAUCUGACGGUCCACAGAUUUGAUGUAGGAGCUCCAACGGCCGUGGCGAGAGCCGCGGUAUUUGGCACAUGACCUAUCAUGGCCUUCUCCGGUGACCUGGACGACGAACCGAUAGAAACCCUUCAGCGGACCGUCCCUUUCGACCGAUCGGACCGCGGCGUUGGCGUCGGCGUGGGACCGGGUCUCUCCGGCGCCCGGGGGGCCGAAGCAAACGCCGGAGCGCUCGACGGUGGUGUUCACAGCGGUCCGAGCAGCAACUGCAAAGGUGGAAGGAUCAGCGCCGUGGCUUGUUCCAUCAUCGGGUCCCUAAAUGAUCGUUUGCAAGCCUCAGCCUAAGUGACUGAAGAAAGGUAGUGCAGAUAAAGGUUGUUGAACACUCACUUUGAAGUCAGCAGGUUCUUGAAAGAUGGGAUUGACUAUCAUUGGUCCAUGCAUGAAGACAAUGCGUUCUUGUUUGAUGUAUGUUUUCGCGCUUAGCUGGCGAUGUCCAGUCCAACAGCUACUGCCAAAUCCGCCUUGGUCGGAUGGAGUGCUCCGAAGACAAGCUCAGUGCUUGAGCUUUUCCGUGGGCUUUCUCCUUUUCUGUCGCCCUUCUCAUUUGUGCAGCCACCGUCGUGGGAACCCCCGAUACCGCCACCGGGCUCGCGCGAGCUCGAAGCCGGUGGAGCUGGCACAAGACUUGGACGCGCAGGAUCCAGAGAUGGCGGUGGAAGCUUCGUACUCCUCAGGGGCCUUUAGCUUGACAAGUACCUUAUGGCCUCCCAAGCAGGUCAUCACCGACAUCGGCAAGCUCACACCCAUCCAGGCGGAAGCGUCUGUAGGACGCUACACAGGUGCUGCACCUCCCUUGCCGGAAUGGCCCUUCUAUGAAAGCCAGAUGAGCUUGGAAGAGCUGCAGGCCUUGGAUGCCAAGGAUGAAGAGAUGCUGAAGCGGCUCACCUUCGUGGACUUUGCAGACCAGCUCACCCGGGCCUAUGUCUUGGCCAGUCGAUGGCAGAAAUCCAACCUGGGCCGGUCCGCAGGCUUCGACCGCCUUGGCAUUGGCAUUUUGAGCGGCUUCAUGUUCACCAACCCGGUCCUGAUGCGGCAGCUCCAGGGCUUGAACGUCUUGCAAAACUAUGUGGCAGAGAAGUGCCAGGACGAUGCACCUGAAGACGAAGCACCGCGGAAGACGCGUCUUCCGGCGGCGUCGCCCGAGACCUUCGCCGCCUUCCUGCGCAGCGUGGAGGCCGGCGAGACCAUCGCCGCGGAGUUCGCCGCGGUGGCGCCGGUGGAGCGGGAGACCUUCGUGGAGGGCCUAGUGAGCUCUCAAGGCAGUGCACUCGCGAUGUGGACACAAGAACCAGAGAGCGGCCUAGCGGAGGUCCACUUCUGCAUCGGCCAUGACUGCCUCAAAGAAGGUCCUGAGGUGGAAGACUUGCUCAUGCGCCUGGUGGCGCGCAAGGCGCAGGCGCAGGGUGCCCAACGGCUCCGCGCCCGCGCGCGCUUCACCGAGAAGGGGAAGCUCUUGGUGCCCUGCCCCAAGCUCCAGUUCCAGCUGGCGCCUGGCGAGCGCGAAUUCGCCGAGGACGCCAGCGACGCGGAGGCCAUGAGCAAUCGAGACUUCACCAAGCCCAAGGCACACCGUCCGAACUGUGGGAGUGGUGCGACGCAUCCCCGCAAGCCCAGAGCACCAGAAGUUCCAGCACCAGAAGGCCUGUGGAGGUCCAGGCCACUUGACUUGUAUCAUUUCUUAGAGGCAUCAAAUUUGUGGGACUGUGGGGUGGUUCUUCAGACUCAGGUCCCACCUGAAAAAGCAAUGGCCUUUCGAGGGUUGGCGACUUCGAUGGCGGCCUAUUGCCGCACCUGGUCUUUUGUCGCACAUGUGCACCACUCACGUGCAACGCCGUUGCCGUACCAGGUCGCAAAGCUUCGUUGAUCAUCCCUCCGGCUUUCUUGCCGCAGGAUUACUAUGCUAUUCCGGAAGCCGUGGAAGGACUGCGGACCUGGCUCUUGGUGCUUUGCUUGGAGGAUCGUCUUGAAGAAGCCAACGGCUGGUGCCAGGAGAUGGGCGCCGCCACGUUGGAUGAGGUGAUUGAGAGUCGGGAGGACUUAGCCGAGUAUUUGGAGCAGCAAGCACCGCUUACGGCCGGAGAGAAGCAAGCAUUGUUGGAGAGAGAUCAUUAGACCUACUGAGUGUGGGUAGACCUGCAAGUUGUAGCUGAUGGGCAUGGGGGAAGUCCCCAUGAACCCCCAAAAGUGGAGGAAUCAACAGGCGACCCAAAGCUUUGCUUUUUGCUGGCGAGAACGCCUUGGGUUUGGACUCCGGUGCUGGCGCGUGGAACAAA